Malaya genurostris is the source of this 3044-nucleotide messenger RNA. RefSeq names its product glycogenin-1 (gene Gyg). Lineage: Eukaryota; Metazoa; Arthropoda; Insecta; Diptera; Culicidae. Gene Ontology annotation, cellular component: cytoplasm. The record is from RefSeq and is a predicted model, not a curated record. The transcript is spliced from 8 exons. Gene Ontology annotation, molecular function: glycosyltransferase activity. The coding region runs from base 548 to 2878 and encodes 776 amino acids.
GAACAACAAAAAGUAUUGACGAUCUAGCGAGAUAACAUCAACGGGAGCAUCCAAGUUCAGUGGUUGACCCUUCCGUUUCGAAUUCGAUCAUUCGUGUCCGAGUUCUCGAGCUUGCAGGAUGUGUUACUAUUCGUCUCUUCAGUGAUUCUUCCAUCUGCGUGUGGAAUUCUUUCAUUUAUUUUCUUGUUGAGUCGGUUUGAGCAAGUGUAUGUUAGGCAGAGAGCAGGAAGCCACCGCAGUGAAAUAAUUCCGAAGAAAGAGCUGUUGUCCUCUUGCUCGCGAGUGUAUCUGUUCAUCCUCCGGUGAUUGGUGUUAUUUUUAGUUCGUCGCCAUCAGCAGUUUGAGGCCGGUUUCUAUCGCCGUGGUCCAAUACUACAAACGCACUGCACGGCAAGACAAGUGAGCAGUAGUAGCAGUGAAUCCGAACAGUGACAAAUCGGAUCCAAACCAAGUCAAGUGCGUGUUCUAGACAGACUGCCUGUGCCUGCUGAAUCGGUUGCUUUUUUCCCCUCUCUAAGUGAAAGCGGGAUUCCAACGAUCCGGAACCAUGUCAAAAUUCGCCUGGGUGACACUAGCGACCAAUGAUUCGUACUCGCUGGGGGCCCUCGUGGUGGCGCACUCCCUCAAACGGGUUCACACAGCGCAUCAGCUAGCCGUGCUGAUAACACCGGGUGUGUCGGAAGCUAUGAAAACGAAACUUCGGUCGGUGUUCAAUGUGGUCGAAGAAGUCAACCUGCUCGACUCGAAGGACGACGCCAAUUUGGCUCUGCUCAAACGUCCCGAGCUGGGAAUCACAUUCACCAAAAUUCACUGCUGGCGGCUAGUGCAGUUCGAGAAGUGCGUUUUCCUCGAUGCCGACACACUGGUACUGCGAAACUGCGACGAACUGUUCGAACGGGAGGAACUGUCGGCCGCCCCGGAUGUAGGUUGGCCUGAUUGUUUCAACUCGGGCGUUUACGUUUAUCGACCCAGCAUCGACACGUUCUCGAGUAUACUGGAUUUCGCCGUCCAGCAUGGAAGUUUCGAUGGGGGCGAUCAGGGUUUGCUGAACCUGUACUUCAGCGAUUGGGCCACCAAGGACAUCUCGAAACAUCUACCGUUCGUGUACAACACAUCGUCGGUGGCUUCCUAUUCGUACCUUCCGGCAUUUAAGCAAUUCGGUCAAAACACAAAAAUUUUGCACUUCAUCGGAACGGUCAAACCAUGGCUACAGAACUUUAACUCAGAAACGCGUCGAGUGCACGUCCCCGGUGACUAUCACCAUCUGGCAAGCUUCCUGCAGUACUGGUGGGAUAUCUUCUGCGAAGAUAUCCAUUCACGUCUCAGUUCGGAAAUGAGUACAGAGCAGUGGGUUGAUCAUGGCACCGGAAGACAUGAUCAAGGGAGUCAUUGGGAACCGGGACCACUGGAGAAUGCUCCGAUAGAUCACUCCAGUGAGCAUCGACAUGAACAGCAGACGUCUGCUAGUAGUGAGGGUGCCGGAGAUGGUGGUGGUGGUGGUGGUGGUAGCGCUGGCGAUGGCGAUCAUCAACAGGAACACCAACCAGCAUCUCAAGGUGACGGGAGUGGCCUUGCCGGAGCACUUUCGCAGCUGCACCUCGGUGAACCCAAGUCGGUCGAACAGGAAGCAUACGAAGAGCAUAUGCGCCGCCAAUGUUGGGAACAGGGCAACAUCGACUAUAUGGGACGGGACUCGUUUGAAAACAUUUGGCGUCGGAUCCAGCAGACUAUGAACGAACUUCCGGUUUUGUCGGUACCUGUGCCAACUCUGGAAGCAACAUCGGCACCCGUUUCUCCCCACAGACGCCGCUCGUCGAAGUCUCGGUCCCGUUCUGCCACGCCGAAGCGUGAUCCACGGGAUCGCUCGCCAACUCCGACACCGGAGGACAUCGUACCUGUCGAGAAGAAGGAAGUUCAAAUUGAGGCGACAAUUCACGAAGAAGAUGAUGGCUUGGACGCUACAUCACUAGGUGAGCGUAGCGUCAGGCGCCCGAAGUUACCCCCGCCAGUUCAAUACGAUCCCACGACCCGAACGACUACACUGACCAAGAAAGUAUUUGCAGGUUACCAACAGGUCAUCACAACAAAGAGUCCCGAAGGUAAGAUCCGCACGCAAACCAAGACAGUCUACGAUCCCAUCGUAGAUGACGACGAGCCAGGUUCGGACGCGGUCGAUGCUCCGAUACACGUCACAACGGUCGAACCUGCCAUUUUACCGGUUAAACUACUCGAAGCCACAGUCGAGCCGCUUAAACCGGUAGAGCCACCAAAAACAGUAGCAGCUACUUCUGCACCUUCGAAACCGGUCCGUGAAGAUCGGAAAUCGCCACCACCAACUCGACCGUCUGCAAGGCCCCAGAUCCAGCAGCAGCAGCAGCAGCAGCAAGUGGUUCCGGAGUCGUUGGCAGGUAAAGACCCGAUCGCCGAACCACCAAAAACUGUCCGUCGUAAAAGAUUAACAUCACCACCAGCCACCCCACAAACUACGUCACCUAAAACACUUCAGCCACCGUCUCCGUCAAAACCACCAGCUACCGUUCCACCCAAGACAUCAACGGCUAAAAAACCAUCGCCAUCUACCAAAUCGAAACAAUCCGCUACUAAUUCGGUGACAAAUCAUACCAUGCAAACCAAGAGUAGUAGUCCGUCAAAGACAGCAUCGUCAUCUGUCAACACAAACGCGUCCACCCAUCAAUCAUCACUGCCAACUUCGCCAACGUCGACACAACAUCAACCGACUACGAAGUCUGUCCAAGACAAAGAUGCCGUACCUGUCGCUGCAAGCAACGAACUUCCGGCAGUACCGCCUCGACGUAAACGGGAAACUAAGGUGGCCCGCAUAGCAAGAUUCUUCCGCACCUACUGCACGAUAUUGUGAGGUGAUCCCAAAACAAAACCAAAAAAUCUCAAACAAAUAUGAGACCCUAAUAUGCCGCAUCCUAAAAGUGCCUGUUUUUAUCGCUAUAAGAUAUGCAUUUUGCUACUAAUGCUGCUGUACAGAUUUGAAUAUGAAAAUUCUGUAACAAUAAUCUGGCGUGGAACGA